Messenger RNA from Caenorhabditis angaria, 6820 nucleotides. The record is from the annotation of a GenBank genome assembly. Lineage: Eukaryota; Metazoa; Nematoda; Chromadorea; Rhabditida; Rhabditidae.
AUGUGUGAUUCUCACGGGCAUUCACAUGAUGGAUGUUCUCACGAAGCGAUUCCUGAUAUUCCCGAUGUUUAUCGAUAUGAUAUGUGUAGUCAUAUUGAUUUUGAUAAGGUUUGUUGAACAGCGAGAUUUUCUGAAGUUUUUUAUAGGAUUGUGAUUAGUGGGUCAGAAACUAUGAGGAAAAAUGUAAUUAAAAUAAUUAUUUUCAGGUAACUGUCUUGAAUGAAGCUGUCGAAGGAUCGGGUAAAAAAGUCUUCAAGUCAAUGGAACAAAAAGAUGACAAGUUUGUAUACUUAUUUUCUACUCGUCUUUUAAAAAUCCCUUUUUUUGUUUCAGAACAAAAUUUGUGGAUAGUGAUUGUGAUGCAGAAUUAUUGUUCAAUAUUCCAUUUUCUGGACAUGUUCGAAUUACUGGAUUAUCAAUUGUUGGAGAAGAUAAUGAAACACAUCCUGCAAAAAUUAAAAUAUUUAAGGAUAAAGAGGCGGUGAAUAAUUAAUUGAUUUUAAUUUUUGAAAAACAAUUGAAUUUGGUAUUUUUAGAUGUCAUUUGAUGAUUGUUCAAUUGUUGCUGAUCAGGAAAUCGAUUUGAAAAUGGAUUCGAGAGGUAAGUAUCUGAUUUCGGGUCAUUUGUAAGCCAAUUUUUAAAACCUACAGUAAUAUUUGGCAUCUACCGUACAUAAAAUAGGCAUUUUUUAGAAGUUAAUUUUAAUUGUAAGUUUUGUGAGGAAUACUUUUUUUUGCAAAAAUAGGACAUUGCCCAUGUUAAACUUUUCAACAAAAAUUUCAUCAAAAAAUAAGAUUGUGGACAGUAAUCGAAAGACUUCUAAAUUUUCAAACAAAAUCAGUAUUUUUCUGAAUUUUUUUCUAAUAUUUUUCUAGUAAGAUGAUCCGAUUCCUCGCUUCUCAUUCAAAAAACCCCAAAUUCUCUUAUUUUUCAGGCCUUGUGGAUUAUCCGCUUAAAGCCUCAAAAUUUGGAAAUCUUUCACAUCUUUCGAUUUUGGUUUGUGCGAAUUUCGGAGCUGAUGAGACACGUGUUCAUUAUAUUGGAUUGCGCGGAGAAUUUCAACACGAGUUCAGGCAGAGAGUUAGUUUGGGGACAGGGAAAAUUGGAAGUUUGGGAUUCUGGGAAUGAAAUUGGAAAAGGAUAAAAAUACGAUGAUAACAUUGUUGGGUUUUUUCUGAAAUAUAUGUAAGUGUUAACUAUCCAACUUUGGAUAUCAGAAUCUUAUAUAUCGGAAUAUCAAAACUGAGUCGAGAAUUUCUGGCUCCUCGGUGUUCAUCUCUCGUAACACUAUGGUUUUUUUUCAUCAAAAAUGACUUUUUUCAUGUUCUAAACCUGUAUGAAUUUUCAUUCAAAAUUCAGAGAAUGAAAAAAUCUGAAGAUUUGAAUUCCAAUUAGUUUUUUCUAACAAAUACAAAUAAUUUCGUUGUUUUUUCCCAUCCAUCCAUUCAUUUAUUCUUCAUUCAAUCAUUCAUAAAUAUGAUAAUUCCCUCGAUGAUUUUCUGCUGCUGCUAUGUUUUUCCCAUCGUUUCAUUUUCCUCUUCUCCUUCUUCGUUUCCCUCUCUCUUCACCCACUCAAUCUGAUAAUCAAAUAAAACACAACACCGAGUGCUGGUAGCCUCUUCUUCUUCUUCUUCUUCUUCUUCUUCGUCAGUCACCAUUUCCUCUCAUCACUCAUUCUCAAUGACACCAUCGAGAGGGUGGAAAUGAUUAGAGAGAAGAGGGUUAGAGAAAGUGAAGACUGGGUUACUGUAGGGUGUGGUUUGAUAGAGAGAGGAUAUUUACAAUGAAACCGUUUUAACUCGAGAUCGAGAUAUGAGUUGGCUUGUUGGGAUUCUUAUAAAGAUUGGUUACUGUAUGAUUAUAGUCCAGUGUUUUUCUCUAAUUCUCUUCACUCUAAUGAAUGAGCAGAGUGAAGAGAAUUAGAGAAAUGGACUACUGUAGAGUGUGUACAGUUUCAUUUAUCAUUGUGUAAACAUUUAGCCACAUUUUAUUGUUUUAAUAUAACAAACUAUCAAUUUGAAUAGUAGCGGGCAAACUUUCUUUCAAGAAAAAAUAGGGAAUUAUAACAUACAUUUUUGAGAAAAAAACACUUUCAGAAUAUUCCUUUUUUUAUGUUACAUUGUGAUUGAAUGUAAGUUGAAAGCUUGAUCAGUGUCGAGGGUGAUAAUUUCCAAUGCAAGUUUAUUUAUUGCCGAUAAAAUAGAAAUGUAAAGAAAAAUCUGGAUGUUUUUUCUCUACAAUUUUUUAAAUGUAUAGGAUUUCUUGACGGUAUUUUUUCUACAUUUCAUUUUCUUUAUCACACGUGUUUUUCUAUUGCCCAAUCCUAUUGUUUUCCGAAUAUGUGAAAAAUUGAGAGCGUAUUUUCUUUCAUUUUCCAUACACUUGCUUUUUCUAGUGAUUUUUCAGAUAAAAAGCUGUUUUUCUUUUGAAAAACGAAAAACAGAACAAAUACAAGGUUUUUCUCGAAAAUACAAAAAAGUUGAGUUUGAUAAUGCAAUUGCCUCAUCAAUUUAAUUGUUCUGAACAAAAUUGGCAAUAGGAAUUGUAAUGUGACAGCAUUUUACCCGAAAAAACACCAAAAAAGCAAGCGAAAAAAAGAAAAAUCAUCAUUUCUGCAUUUUUGCGUACACUUGUGUGUGUGGUGACGCACAAAUGCACAAUGAUGAUUUUUAUUUUCUUUUUUUUUCUUUUUCGGUUGCUUUUUUGGUGUUUUUUCGGGUAAAAUGCUUUUUUCCUAUCGCCAAUUUUGUUCAGAACGAUUAAAUUGAUGAGGCAAUUGCAUUAUCAAACUCAACUUUUUUGUAUUUUUGAGAAAAACAUUGUAUUUGUUCUGUUUUUCGUUUUUCAAAAGAAAAGUAGCUUUUUAUCCGAAAAAUCACUAGAAAAAGCAAGUGAAUGGAAAAUGUAAGAAAAUACGCUGAUUUGAGGAAAGAAUAAAAACAUUUCCAUAAAACUUUACAUUUUUGUGUUUUUGCAAAAAAAUGUGAAGAAAAAAAUGCCCACAUUUUGUUUACAUUUUUUCAAAAGGUGAAAAUGUAAGCUAAAUUGGCCCCAAAUUUCUUAUACAUUUUUCAAAAGAAAAUGUAUAUGAUUUCGCGACAAAAUAAAUUUUACAUUAUUCUUUGGAGAUGUGGAAAUCGGAAUGAAACAUUGGGAAUCUGAACGAUAAAUGUCGAAGGAUAUGGGAAAAAAGAGAUAAUCAAAUAAACAAUAUACACACAAACAAAAAGUAAUCAAAAUGAGCGAAAAAUUUCUGAACGUGCUUAUCCUUCAUACAUUUGUGAUGAAAACUUGCUCAUUUUUUCUUGAAAGAAAGUUUGCUCGCUACUAUUCAAAUUGAUAGUUUGUUAUAUAACAAAAGUGUAUGGGAAAAUUGGAUUUUUCAAAAUCUGAAAAGUUUCUGUCAAAAAAUCGACGAAUCUCAUUUAAUCAGGUUGUUUUAACAUGAGUAAUGACUUCAAAAACUUCUCAAUAAUGCUCAUGUUAGUCUAAAGAAUUGAGGUUAAAUCUACGAACUUCAACUAGAAAAUUGAGACUCGAAUUUUUACUAAUAUGAGCAAUGAUAGAAAAUUUGGCUAGAAGCUUUAGAUUACCUUGAGUCUCGAAACAUCGUUUAAAAUGAGCAAUAGUUGCAAAGUUUUUGAAACACAUGGUUUUCUAAAAACCCCUUUUUCUCUCUCUGAAUUUCAAGGUUUCAAAAUUUUAUGAGUUUGUUUUUGUUCGAUCCAAUGACCCUUGUCUCAUUUUCCCUGGACCAGCAGAUGUUUUUUCUUCUAUUUUGUUUCUCCAUUUCUUUUCCGGCGCCAUUCCAAUCUACCUUCAUUCUUUCCUUUCUUUUCCACUCGACUCAACAAUGUUGCGGAACAAAUUUUGCGACACGAACAAAUGGGGCGAAAAUUGAUAAUUGUGUAAGAAAAAGGUAGAAAAGAAAAGGCCAAGCCAAUAAAUGAUUGAUGCGAUUUUUAUCUUUGUUUAUUUUUGUUUUGUUUAUUUGUGUUCGACUGAAGAAUAAUGUGAAGAUUAUUUUUGGGCAGCUAAUUCGAUUCUAAAUCCGAGUUAUCGAUACUUCCUCGAAAAUUUUCAAAUUUCCCCAUUCUUCAAGUGGGCGUGGCCUAAAUUGUAGAGGAAAAACUGACUUUUUUCCCAAAUUUUUUACGCUUCAAAAAUGUAUCAAAUUUUUCUAGAAAUUCUACAUUAGCUUGUUUUUUUUAUAUUGGAUAAUAUUUACACGGAUUAAUUUUCGGAAGGAAAUAUUAUUGCGCAAUGAAAAUGGGCGGAGCUUGGUUAAUUAUAAUUAGGAAGUAAAAGAAAAUCAAUAAAAAGCAUCUUCUAUGCAAAUAUAAUAAUAUAUUCAUAUUCAAGUUGAUGUUGUGUUCCUAUUGGCGUGUGAAAAAGGGCUCCGUAUUUAUAAUUAGACUGGCUGGUUGCCUCGUUGCCUGAAUAAAUCUUUUCACUAAUAUUUAAUUAUUUCUCGGACUUGUCAUUUACAAGGUCGUGUAGAAUUUGGAGAAAACAAAAAAGUUUUGGAAGUUUUCAAGGUUCGGAAAAGUUUGGAACACAUUUUUUAGAAACGAAAAAUCAUCAACUUUGAAAAGAAUUUUCAAGGUUUUCUGAAAAUUUAUUCAGAUAAUGUUUAAUUUGAAAAAAAUUCCAUAUAUACAGUAACCCCGGGGAUUUUUGGCGCAAUAAAUCCAAGUUACUUUAAAUCGAAUUUAAAAAAUCCAAGUUACUGUAGAUCGCUGAAAAUCAUGUUUGAAUUAAAUUUUAAUCUCCAGUAACUGUAUUUGAAUUUCCCCAAAAAUGAAACAAAAAACAAAUACAUCAUUAUUUGGGUGCCCUUUUUCUGCAUUGAUCGUCCCAUAUCAAGUUACUGUAUCUAUCUUUUUCAUUCUAUCUGUCUGUCAUCAUUUUGUUUCCACUUGACACAUAAAAGCGGUCAGCCGACGCAAAAAAAGAAAAAGAAGAAGUGCGCAACAAAAACAUCGAAGUAGCCAACCAGCCAAGGCAGACCAAAAAAAAAGAAAAAGAAGAAAAAAGACAAGUCGGUCGGAAACAAUUAAAUGUGACAGAUAGACUAUUACUGGCAGCUGACCAUAGAAAAAGAGGAGAGGAGAAAGGGGUACGGUAAUUCCUAAUGGAAUUUGGGAAGGUGGGAAAGUGGGAAACAUUUUUGGGAAGGUGAGAAGAUUUUACUGAAGCUGGGAUACAAUGGAAGGUAUUUAGACAACUUGGGAACAGAUUUUGAGAAGGCCGGAAUGGUUUUCUGAAUAUGCCAAAAUUCGGAAAGAUCGGGAAAGUUGGUAAAAUAGACCUUGAAUUUUGGAUAGUAUGAGGAAAGUGGGAAGAGCCAGCCGUUUAGGGACGAACUUCGAGAUCCAACAUUUUCUGAAAAUAACAUUAAUUCCGAACUACAAAACAACUGUGAUAUGUAUUUAUCCGAUUUCCUUUCAUAGAUGUUGAAUACAAAAAGUUGUUAAUUUUGUGAAUGAAAAAAUCUCUUCAAAACGAAUUACGAUAAAUGUUCUUUGAAAAAGAAAAAACUUUGGAUUUUCGAAAAAAAAUAAUUUUUGUAGUGGGUAUAUCAUAACAACUAUGACGUGGAAAAUUGUUAUCUUGACAACAACAAAAAAAUGGAUUCCAAAAAUACUAGAUUGAUUCUUAGAAAUUUUUUGAAUUUUCAAAAGUUCAAGUAUCAUCCUUAUUCAUAAUUUUUUUAAUGCUAAUAGGUCCCUGAAAAUGGCCUUAUUCAUUCUCAAAAGAUUUCAGUUUUCCUUGAAAUACAUUCCCUUUCACGAAUGUUUUCUUUCUACCAUUCAACUUUUUUCAAAGAAAAUCUUUGAAAGGAGCCUUUAUACUUUUUAGUCCCGUUUUCUAAACAAUCAAUGAAAGAGAUUUCUUUAAACUUCAAAUUUCCAAAAUGAUAUUCGAUAACUUGGUUUACGAGUUAUCUAGUUUUACGAUUUUUCUAUAGAGUCGGAAAUUCUUUUACAAUUAAAAGAUGUAUGUAAUUUUAUAGCUAAUUGUUAGGUUUAUUGUUUUUGACUAGACGUUCCAAGGUUUCCAAUUUUGAAAUAAGAAAAAUAGGAAAUUUAAGUUGAGAUUGAGAAAACUGGAAACGGGAUUCAUCAAAGUAAGAAGCAGAAAAAUUAUUGAAAAAAUUAAAAUUAAUAGGGCUCCAGUUUCACUCUGAAUUAUUCUGAAUUUUGAAAACUUGGCUAGACUAAAUCUUUCUAGUUUUUUGCAGAGCUUCAUGUUAUCCACUUUAAAAAUGUUUUCUGAAUUGUUCGUCUAGGAACAUUUUCUCAUCACCUCAGUCAGUUCAGAUUCUGAAUAAACUCUGAAGAGAUUAUAAUUUUUCCUGUGAUUUUCCAUACAGGAUUUCCCUAAUCUUCCAAAUCCCGUCUUUGCUGCUAGAAUUUCAACGUCCACUGAUUUGUGGCUUUAAAUAGGACAACAUUUGUUAAUAAUAAAGUAUUUGAACUGUAAAGUUUCCUAGAAUUAUUAUUGAAAUUGGUGAAUUUGGGAAAAGAAAGAAGCCACAUGAUCUUCCCAAGUAAAUUAUCUUUCGUCUGUCGUUGCGAGACCCUCCAAUAGAAAGACAAGUUUGAUAUCUCGAAUAUCUCUAUUGAUCUCUGCAAAUAAGUGCUGCAAACUGUGAAUUAUUUUAAUUGACUACUUCACCAUACUGCCAUGAUUUUGGAGAUUUUUAUACUCAAAAAACGAUUUGUUGCAGAUCGCAAUUGCCACCUACGAGUCUCGUGCUCAAAUGAAAGAUCACAAAAAUGCGAUCCCCGAUGCAGUUGGUCGAACUUUGUUCUGA